Molecule: messenger RNA, 3727 nt
Organism: Phoenix dactylifera (date palm)
Lineage: Eukaryota; Viridiplantae; Streptophyta; Magnoliopsida; Arecales; Arecaceae
Product: BTB/POZ domain-containing protein At3g05675-like
Source: RefSeq, a predicted model, not a curated record
AUAUGACCUCAUCCUUCUCAACUAGGAGAAGCAUCAUGCUAUUACAGCCAAGAUCCCACAUAGAGUUGGCAUGUGGACGUCUGGAUAUCUCUCUCAAGCAUCUCAUGCAGGAAUUCUGCAGUAUCAUAAUUGGUGUUCUCCAUGUAGCUGGGGAACUUCAAACUCUCAAGAUCAUCAUUCAACUCAUUAACCAAUGUAUCCAAGCAUCUAACUUUCACUGGUGCCUAGGACAUUGGCGUGGCACAAUUUACUUCUCAUUUCCCCUUUCCUGUUAGUUCAUAUCCACAGUCUAAAAGAAGCUUAUUAUCUUUGCCUGUGCAUGAAAUGUCAUUGGCUCAAUUGGAACCUUGACUCUUAAAACCGUCUGUGCUGUGUUGAGGAAAUGCUGAUUGUUUACUAGUACUUUGCAUGAGGAAGCAUUGGUCCUUUCUGUAACUGAACCUUAUCCAUCAACUUCAGAUGCUGCCCGAUUCUGCCACUCGAACAGGUUAGAGUUGCUGACUUCUGUGACAAAAAGGAAAUGCAACCCUAAAAGUUUUUCCUAAUUUUCCUGUUUAAGUUGUUUAAUUAACUUUUCAUAUUAGAUUACUAUGUUCGGUAAUUUUCUGCAUGUCACGGCUGCAUGUCUAUAAACAAGAUAUGUCUUAUUUGUUCAAUCAAGAUUGCCUUCCAGUCCUGUCCGUGAAGUUCAGACAUUUGCCCCCCAAAUUUCCUUUUCCAAGACCAAAAUUCCGGGGCCACCAGAGAUCAAUAAUAGAGGUUUACUCUUUCUCCCAAAACAAAGAAAGAAAGAAAAAACCGUGUGAAUGAAGGAAAACGGUAACUAUGUCAAGGAACGACUCUCAUAAGCAUCAAUAUUUGUAUAUCUUAAACAUAUUAUGUCAAACAAUGAUCAUAAGGAACAUUAAAUAUAUAAUAACCUCAUGACAUGCCAUCCUAAUGCGUUGCACCGUCAAAAGGCCAUGAAGGCCCACAAGACUUAACCGGCCCGAUUGGAACCAAAAUCGUACAGUACCCAAAGUCCAGACGAUAAUAAAACCAUCCCUCUCGUCGCCGCCCAACGGCUCCCAAAUCUCCCGUGUCCCGUUCGACGACGUCUUCUUUAUCCAUUAGUAUGGCCCCCGGCGCGGGCGUCGGUGGUGGCGUGGGAGGAGGCGGAGCCCGGAAACGGCCACGCGCGAGGAGCAGCACCCACUUCUCCUCCGGCCCCGACCCCGACGAAACCCUAGCCGAGAAUUCUCCUCCUCCGCUGCUUCUCUCCUCCUCCGUCCCCACCGCCAGCGGCUUCAACGACCCCGUCACCGCCGACGUCCUCCUCCGCCUGCAACUCGAAGAUCCCUCACCUUCCUCUUCUCCCGACCUCCAUUCCCCCUUCCUCGACCUCCACCUCCACUCUGCCGCCCUCUGCCGCUCCCGCUACUUUGCUGCCCUCCUGUCCGACCGAUGGCUCCCCGCCGCCGCCGACUCCCUCGACACCAUCAUCCGCCUCAACCUCGCCGUCCCCUCCGCUGCCACCGCCCGCUCCCGCGGCCCCUUCGACUCCCACGUCGCGGUCCUCCGGCUCCUCUACACCCUCGACUUCUCCGGCGCGAUCAUCUCCGCCGCCGACGCCCUGGAGAUGCUCCCCAUCGCCCUCGAGCUCCUCUUCGACGACUGCAUCCAGGCCUGCGUGCGAUUCCUUGAGGCCGUGCCCUGGACCGAGGAGGAGGAGGAGGCCGUGUUCAGUUUGAUCCCUUUCCUCCAAGAUGAGGAAUCCCGCGACCUCCUCGCUAGGGUCCGGCCGGAGAUGGGCUCCGACGGGAAGGCCCCCCCAGAGGAGAUGCUCCAUAGCCUGAUCCUCUCGGCGAUCCACAGCCACCCGAAGGUGGCCACCGUGAAGGCCUUCGUGGCGAAGCUGCUGAGAGAUUACCCCUCUCGGGACACGGUGAGGAGGGUGUUGGACCGGGCGUUCCUGGAGAACUUGGAGACGGUGAAGAAAUUUCUGGGAGAGUAUGCAAGCCCGGACUUCAGGGUGGCGGAGGACAAUGACGAGACCGAGGCGAUACAAAGGCUGAGCCUCCACAAGGCGAUGGUCAAUGCGAGGCACUUGCUGUGGCUGGUGGAGAGGAUGAUCGAGCUGAGGGUGGCGGACAUGGCGGUGAGAGAGUGGAGCGAGCAGGCGGCGCUCGUGGCUGACCUGCAGAGGACGUUCAGGGAUGAUGCAUGGCGGAAUAUCGCACCUGGCCUGUCGUCGCUAGUGAUGAGGUGCACCAGCCGGCUUGCCAACGCUGUGGCUGCCGGGUCGAUCCUGGCUCCCAGACAGGUGAGAAUGAAGCUUGUGAAGGAGUGGCUCCCUGUGUUGAAUGUCUGCAGAGAUAUGGUUUCGCCAAUACCAUCUGGUCAGAAAAUGCUUUAUCAUGAGAUGGAAGAAACAUUUCUAAUGAUUAUAUCCACCCUGCCCAUGUCAAAUGCCAAAGAAUUGCUGCAGCAGUGCCUCAGCUUCUCCACACGUAAUGUCGAUGACUGCCCACACCUGAUCUCAGCUUUCAAUACCUGGUUUAGGCGGGCCAAUCGAUCACCACAUGAUGACAGCACCAGCUGAAAGCAGAUUAUGCUAGUGGAUAGACUAAUAAUAUACGAUCAUGUCCAUGGUGUUGUUUGGUAAAAGGCUACAGUAGACUUCCCAUGUAACUUACAUUUGAUAACUUAUCUAUAUUGCUUUAUCCAUACUGCAUCAGUCUGACUGCCCUUUGAUCUGCUUUUUACUGUUAUACUUUAUAAAUAAUUUCCUGUCAUGUAACUUAGUGUUUUCUUGCCUUAAAUCUUCAUCUAUGUGAUACAUAGUUAUCCUUGCAAAGAUGGGAUGAAAUAUACCAACUAUUUGCAUCAAUUAUUUUUUAUCAGCUUUCGACAUUUUUACGUUUUCUACCACAUCGUAGCCACCUCUGAUGCAUGGGAACCAGCUUUCCCCCCCCCUUCUCAAGGUGUCCAGACUGAAAAAGAGAUAAUUUAUGCUUAGAUGAACUGGGGUGUUAUCUAGUCUCUUUGUUCAAAUAUCUUUUCUCAUAAUUACCAGUUACUUCCAUCGGUAAUCUGUGAUAGCCAUCUGAUAUGUUAUUAUUGCAUGUGGCCGAUUUUGAAACCUCCUUGUUUUCUUUAGGAAGCAGACAUGGGUGGAUGAGAGUACAAGGCCUCAAUGUUUCAGUUAACGUCUUUACCACCGCUCUUCUGGUAUUGCCAACAACUUAAACCAUGAUAUUUGCACAAGAACUGGAGAAUAACUCUAUUUACUUUUUAUAAUCAGGAAAAUCUUAAUUAUUAGAGAUGGUUCAUUUGUUGACGCUUGUAUGUUUGAUUCAUUUGUAUUCUUUUCUUCUUUCACUUGUAUUUCUUGAUGCUAGAAUUUGCUGUAGUAGUUGUUUCACCUCUUCAAUGUUCCUUUGAUUGAUGAUAAAUUUACUAGAAAUGCAGUUCCAGUUGAAUACUACUUCACCGGAAUGUAUGACUAACUCUGGGAUCAGGUCACAUAUUAUUGCUUUCUGUUGAAAUCAUUUACUUUUCCUCUGUCCAUGGAUAUAGAGAACUCGCUAAAAUCAUGCAUAGCCUGUCUUCUUGUGGAUCCUUUUUGUAGAUUUUGCUGUUCCUGUGACUCUUUGGGAGCAGAUAGGAUCCAUUGCUUCUGUCAGGGCACUGAAAUAACAAGCUCUUAAAUUAUGCCUCUGGUAUCUGGUCUUGGGCAUGUCAAAAA